Messenger RNA from Synchytrium microbalum, 3459 nucleotides. RefSeq lists its product as uncharacterized. The transcript has 20 exons. Gene Ontology annotation, molecular function: catalytic activity; thiamine pyrophosphate binding; magnesium ion binding. The coding region runs from base 1 to 3459 and encodes 1152 amino acids. Gene Ontology annotation, cellular component: peroxisome. NCBI's taxonomy places the organism in Eukaryota, Fungi, Chytridiomycota, Chytridiomycetes, Synchytriales, Synchytriaceae. The record is from RefSeq and is a predicted model, not a curated record. Gene Ontology annotation, biological process: fatty acid alpha-oxidation.
AUGGCAGACACGGAUAUUGAAGGAUGUUUUGUCAUCGCGAAUGCUCUCAAAAGUCAAGGAGUCAAAUUCGUCUUUGGUAUCGUCGGCAUACCUGUCAUCGAGGCAUGUGUUUCUCAUAGCAUCAACCCUUCGGAAGUCAUUGCUCAAGCAUGCAUGGCUGUGGGGCUUCGCUACAUUGGAUUCAGAAAUGAACAAUCCGCUAGUUACGCCGCUUCUGCCGUCGGAUUCAUGACAGGUCGCCCAGCUGUCUGUCUUUGCGUGUCAGGUCCUGGGAUGAUUCAUGCUAUUGCCGGAAUGGCAAACGCUCAAGAAAACGCUUGGCCCGUCAUUGUUAUCGGUGGAUCAUCAGAAAUGGCUCAAGAUGCUAUGGGCGCCUUCCAAGAGUUUCCACAAGUUGAAGCUGCUAGACUGUACUCAAAGUACACUGCUCGCCCCGGUAGCAUCAAACAAAUUCCUCACAUUGUCGAAAAGGCAAUUCGUGAGAGCAUGUAUGGUCGUCCUGGCGCCGUUUACAUUGACAUUCCUGCCAAUUAUGUAACUGGAAGAACCGAUGUGAGCAAGGUCAGCUACCCUCCAAUCGCUCCAGGGCCACCAAAGGCUAUGGCCGACCCAGCAAUGAUUGAAAAAGCUGCCAUGGUGCUAGCUAAGGCAAAAAGUCCAUUGGUUAUUGUGGGCAAGGGUGCCGCAGCUGCAUUUGCUGAACAUGAAGUCAAACGACUCAUUGAAGGAACAAAUUUGCCAUUCUUACCCACUCCAAUGGGCAAGGGUGUAGUCGAUGAUGAUCACCCGUUGUGUGUAUCAGCUGCUCGUUCAUCGGCACUGAAGGGAGCCGAUGUCAUAGUGCUUUUGGGUGCCCGAUUAAAUUGGAUUUUGCAUUUUGGUCAGGCCCCGCGUUUCAUGAAGGGCGUGAAGAUUAUCCAUGUUGAUAUUAAGCCUGAGGAGAUGGGAAACAAUGUUUAUGGUGCACAAACCGUACCAUUGUUUGGACACUUGCAAUUGGUUACUCAACAAUUGUCUGAUGCUCUCUUACGUCAUCAAUUCAUGUUUAAGGCUGCUGAACCAUGGUGGAAGGAAAUGAAUCAAAAAUGUCUCGCAAACAAGAACACCACCGCUGCCUUGUUCAAAGACGAAGCACUCCCUAUGUCGUACUAUCGUGUAUAUGCUGUCAUCAAGGAUCUCAUGCCAGAAAACUGCAUGUUUGUGAGUGAAGGUGCCAACACUAUGGAUAUUGGACGUACUAUCAUCUCUCAGCACAAGCCCAGAGCUCGCUUAGAUGCUGGAUCCUUUGGUACUAUGGGAGUUGGUGUUGGAUUUGCUAUUGCUGCUGCCGCCGUAUACCCUGAGAAGCGUACUAUUUGUAUUCAAGGCGAUUCAGCCUUUGGUUUCUCUGGAAUGGAGAUUGAGACCGCUUCUCGAGCCAAGUUGCCAAUUAUUUUUGUUAUCAUCAACAACAAUGGAAUCACCAUGGGAAUGGACGAAGCUACUUUAGCUACAUAUCCUCCUGGCAAACAGUUGCCAAGUACCGUCUUAGGAAUCAACACUAGGUACGACAAGAUGGCCGACGCAUUUGGUGGGAAAGGUUACUACUGCAAUACCCCUAUCGAAGUCGAGAAAGCCUUCAAGGCUGCCUUGGCUGAUACCUCCUGCAUUCAUGUAAUCAAUAUCACCAUCUCGACGAACACGUCUCGAAAGGCUCAAGAAUUCACUUGGUAUGAUGACUGCUUCUUAAUAAGAUUAAUUGGAUCGCAUCUUGAGAUCUGUCAGAGCUGGCAGGAACAGGAAGUUGAAUGCCAGACGUUGAUUGAUCUCAUUGGAGACGGGCUGAAGGGUCAUCAAUUGCAGAUCCCGGUUGGAAAGGCUGCUUUUCUACCGACAACACUCAAACAAGAGUCACGAAUUGUUGUGUCGGUUGGUGAUGAUGUUUAUAUUGAGACUCAGAUCAAGUACGCCAAACCAAUUUUGGCCCGACGAAUGCUUUUUCUUGCUCGGGCUAUUGAAACGAUUCAAGCCAAAAUUGAAGGAUUCGAGUCUUUACGAAACAAGGUACUUCGAGAGCCAUCACCAAAGCCUGUCCCUCGUGCUCCAGUCCCAAUGGUUGGAAAACCCGAAUUCCUGGCACAGAUCGAAGCUGCUACCAAAGCACGAUUCAUUCCUGUUGAUGAAGAAGAGCUCAAGUCGAGGCCUGGACUAGUGUCUGCUGGAAUACAACAAGGAACUAUUGGAGAUGAGACUUUUAUGGAUAUUCAUGAAGAGUACACGGACUGGGCAGACAUAAGAUAUGCUUCUGAUCAAGUUAUAGCUGAAGAGUCCAAACAACAAGCCGCGGAACGUCAGCGUCUACGCCUACACGAUGGUAGAGCUCUGCAAAAAAAACACUUUGAGGAACCUCCCCUCCCCACCGAAUCAGCUCGAUCAAAAGACAAGGAUAAACCGCGCUUAAAGAAACAAGUCUCGUUUUCCGAACUACCAUCUUUAAAUGACUCACCACCUCGAACAAUAGAAAGUGCAAAACCAGAAUCGCCAUUGGCACACGUCAAGUCACCUGCUGAUAUAUACAAACUUAUGAGUAAAUUUGCUUCAUUAUCUACAUCUGUAAAUGAUGCAAAAGGUGUAUUGGUGUCAUCGCCCACUGAAGUCCAAAAACCAGUCCAGGCAUCUGUAGCCUCACCAAAACCAACGAAGCCCAUAAUCAAAAAUGUCAAAAACAGUGUAGUCUCACUAAAGCCAUCAUCACCGUCAUCGUCAUCAUCUAUUGUAACGAAGCAACCACGCAUACCAGCUGCCGAGUUGAUUAUGAAGAAACAGGUACAAGAAGUGGAAUCACCAACACAACCGCCACCUAUGGAGCCCUUUGAUGACGAUAGUCUAGACUAUGAUGUAUCAACAGCAGAUAUAUUAGCUCUAGCACAAGAAAUCAUACCAGCUUCCAUGGUUGGAGGAAUGCCAAAAGGUCGUGGUAAACAGCCUGGUAGUAAUCAAUUAAAAGGCAAUGAUAACGACGAAGCAGAGGAUGAAGAAGAAGAAAUAGACAACGAUGAUUAUGACGAUAGCAAUGAGGAUGACUAUGACGAUUAUGAUGACGAGUAUGAAAAAGAGGACGAACAAUGGUAUGCUCAAGAGAUAACGCAAGGAAUCAAACGAGAACUUGCUGAAUAUGAGGAGGCAUACUUUGAUCAAGUUGUACGUGAAGACCAGGAUUCAGAUGCAGAGGAAUCAGUGGCCUUCCCUCCAGAUUAUAGUCCGCCAUUGACUCAACCUCCCAAACUUAAAUCCACAUAUAUCAAGAGUAAAAAUAACAGUGCUACUCUUUCCAGUGCGAACGGUAAGCUUGAAGCGACUGUGUAUCCCAUGGUGGUGGAACGAACUACCGAACAAAUAGACAGGAAGCCAGAAGACACAGUCUCAACAACAGCACCAGUCUCUCGCUUCAAACAACAAAGGCAAUCACUAAACUCAUAA